CCUGCGUCUGCGGGGACGUCGGGCACGCCGUUCUUCUGUCCUGUGCUCCAGCGCGCCAGCCGGGACUACGAGUCGGCAGCUGGGCGUGCCAUGCCAAAGCCCCAUGGGCGUGCUAUGCCAACGACCCAAAAACAUGCACUGGCUCUGGAUGAAUGGCGCGUGGCGCUACGGCCGUGGACGACGUGGCGUGCACCACGACCCUUGAACCCGUGUCGGCUAACUGCAGUCUACUUGUUCCGUAUGACAGGAUUGUGGUCAUGUUAAGGUGAGAGCGGCAGCACAGAUUAGGAGUGGACGCCGAGCGCUCUAUCAUCUCUUGAGAAUACAAGGGAUGUCCGCGGCCGCUGCCGUUGCGGCGGCUGGUCUGGCCGCCAGCGGCGGCGCCACACUUGCGGACACGGCCUACCAGCGCACGGUGCGCCGCGUGCUCAAUACCACCAACACGCUGCGCGAGCUGGGCGUUGACGGCGACCUGCAGGUGCCCACGCUGGUGAUUGCGGGCGACCAGUCCAGCGGCAAGAGCAGUGUGGUGGAGGCCAGUGCCGGCGUGCCCCUGCCGCGCUCCGACGGCACAUGCACGAGGUGCCCCACCGAGGUCCGCAUGAGGACGACCCAGCAGCUACCCGCAGCUACCGGUGUGUGUGGCGGCUCUGCGCUGUCGGCAGCUGCCGCCAGCAGCCCGCCAGGCCCUCACAGCGGCGAGGACGGCGAGGACGACGAGGACGAUGAGGACGAAGAGGACGAAGAGGACGACGCUGUGGUGAACAACGCCGCGGGCCUGCCCCCGGGCACCACCCGCGGCGGCGGCGGUGGCAGCAGCGCCUCCGCGUGGCAGUGCCGCAUCAAGCUGUGCCGCGAGUUUGACAGCGACGGCGUGCGCCUGGCCACGAAGCCGCCCGAGCAGCCGUUCUGCGUCGUGAGGGACAAGGCGCACAUCGCCACCUGCGUGUUGGCCGCACAGGCUGUGCUGCUCAACCCACGCGCUGUGGAGGACACGCCGGGUGGGGCUGGUGCCUUCGUUCCCCUGCUGUCCAGCGCCCAGCCCGGCCGCCAGCCCGCUGCCGCCGCCAAGCUGCUCGCGCUACGCGAUGCCUCCCACUACGAGCUGCCCUUCACGCCCAACAAGGUGGUGCUGGAGAUCGACGGCGCCGAGGCGGACCUGACCAUCAUCGAUCUGCCAGGCAUCAUACACAGCCACGAGGACCCGAGGCUCAUCGAGCUGGUCAAGGACAUGGUCAAAGCCAACCUGGCGCCGGAGCACCACAUCAUCGCAAUGGCGCUGCCUGCCGGGCAGGACGCCGAGACGCAGGCGAUUCGCCUCAUGACUCGCGAGGUGGACCCGGACGGCAGGCGCAGCAUUGGCAUCAUCACAAAGCCCGACAGGGUGCCGGAGCACGAGGCUGGAGAGACCCUCAAGCUGAUUCGGCUGGUGGGGGCAUGCGGCGCACCGCCUGCGGGAGCUGGCGCAGCAGGAGGCUCGGCGCGGGUGGCGCACCCCCAGCACCCCCUGGGCCACUACGUUGUCAAGAACCCCAGCCAGGACGGCCUCGCGAUGAACAUCACCUUUGAGCAGGCGCGGGCCGACGAGGCCGCGUACUUCGCCGGGCACAAACACUGGGCGGCCGCGCUGCGACGGCAGCCCGAGCUACAGCGGAGGAUGGGCGCCGCCGCGCUGCGCCGCGGCCUCAGCGGCCUGCUGGUGGAGCUGGUCAUCGCGCAGCUGCCUGAGAUGCGGCGCAGCUGCCGGGAGCUGCAGGCGGCGGUGCAGGAGGAGCUGGGCGCCAUGCCGCAACCCAUCCAGGACGCGCCGCGGGAGUUGGACCGGAUGCUGACACGCGUGGCGGCCGCACUGCGCUGCCACACACGCGCAGACGACGACUGCACCUUCUACCAGCGCACCCAGGCCAUGUACGACGACUACUGCGAGCGCGUCAUGCGCUGCCUGCCCGCCUUCCUGGUGGGGACCACACUCAUCGGCACGCUGGACGCGUCUGGCAAGGGCCCAGACGCGGCCGCCGCCGCCGCCGCGGCCGGUGGCGGCGACAGCGACGCACAGCUGCAGCAGGUGUGGGAGGGCGGCGCUCUGGAUGUGUCGGCCCUGGCGGCGGCGCUGGGCGCCCCCGCCGUCACCACAGAGGCCGAGGCGGCGGCGUUUCUCUAUAGCGACGAGGUCCAGCAGCUGCUAACCGACCACCUGCUUCCACAGACGUUCAUGACCCUCGCCGAGGUGGUGGAGCUGCGCCAGCGCCACCUAGGCCGCGAGCUGCCCGGCUUCAGCCCCUACAGGGCCAUGGAGUGCCUGCUCCAGCGCUUCAAGGGCCAGUGGCGCGGCCCGGCCCUGGCCUGCUUGGGCAACGUGGCGGCGGCCGCCCACGACCUGACAGACCAGGUGGUGGCGGUGGAGUUCCGUGACUUCCCCGCCGGCAGCCGCGCCGUGACCGAUGCGCUGUGGCGACGUGUGGAGGGCCUGUCGGACGCGACGGCGGAGUUCAUUGAGAAGCAGCUGCGCAUGGAGGAUAGGGACGUGUACCCGGGCGACAAGGCGCAGCUGCAGGAGUUGCAAGCCGACUUCCUGGCCCGCAUGAAGCGCGCCUACCUGCGGCCCAACGCACUGAGCGACGAGCAGCGGCAGCAAAUCGAAAUAAAACUGGCGGAGCUGGCGACCUACGGCGUCAAGUUUGCCAGUUUCGAUGCCGCCUUCCUGGCCCAGCCCACGCCGGUGGAUGACGAGCUGCACAUGGCCGCCUCCUGCCUCGCCUACUUCAAGGUCAGCAGCGGCGGUGUAGGCGGUGCGAUCCUGGUCGCCUUCGGCCGCGUCCGGGCCUCUGUGCCCAUGCCCAUCCGCGACACGCUCCUGGACCGCCUGGGUGACCCGUAUGAGGUGGCGGCGGCGGUGCAGGCGGCGGGGCAGGACAUUGUGGCAGCUGCCCCCCGGCUGCUGGCGGAGCACCCGCACCUGGCGGCCCGGCGGCUGUGGUGCGCCGAGCGGCAGCAGCGGCUGCGAGAGGCGCUGGAGGCACUGCACAGCCCCGCGGCAGGGGUGCCCCUGCACCCGUAAUGGGCGGGCUACGGUCGGCCCUGGCAUAUGCAGGACGCGGCAUGCGCUGCAGUGGCUCCACAGCUGUUUUGAGAUUCGGGUGUUUGGGAUUCGUGCCGCGGGCAGCGGCGUCGUGGGAGAGCGCAACGGCAGUGCUGCGGCGGUGGCCCCCCACAGGCCACGGCUGCCGUCGUCGCCAUUGCUAACGUUGGACGCGUGCUGCCCCCCGCCGGCGUCACCCCCGCGGCUGCACCAUCAGCUGCGCCAUCGCAUCAGGCGACGAGACAGCACUGGCGUGGGCUUGGGCGUUUGACAUUGGGGCAGCGGGCUGGCCGCUGCCGCUGCUCACAUUCCCGGGGACUGCGAGGUAGCUCAAGGCAGCGGAUAGGUGCAGUUGUGGCUGCGACGAUGCUUGUCCCAAGCAGCCGCGGCAGGGGCUAUGGUUGCAGACGCCAUAUCACAGUGCUUUUCUAAGCGCCUCAAGUCCUGUGUUAUGAGUUUGAGGUUUGCACAGCACCGAGCCCCGACCACAAAGCGUUUCCCCGGCUGUCCCGUGAAAGGCGCUAGGCACGAGCGGCGGUGCGUGUGCCUGAGAGCUUUACCCCGUAUCCAGCCCAGGGCAUAAGGUGUUCCCGCGGCUGUCCCUGAUAAGGCGUUGGGCGUGAGCGGCGAUGCGUGUGCCUGAGAGCUUUACCCCGUAUCCAGCCCAGGGCACGAGGCGUUCCCCCGGCUUUCCUUCAUACGGCGUUGGGCGUGAGCGGCGGUGCGUGUGCCUGAGUAAGCACUGCAUGAGUAGCGUGUCUGCAGCUGAACAUGGGGGGAAAGGUACCUUGCGUCUUACCCUCUGAUAUGCCUGGUUUUGUGGUUUGGUUCCUGACCGAAUCGUCCUGAACACUAUGCAGGCUUACGAAGGGCAGCACGGGUGUGGCUAGAUGUGGACUGGAGCGCUGGCACCGGCAGCAUGCGGAGUCUGCGGUAGCACUGUGCAGCAGGUCGGACGUUGUGGUUGAGGUCGUUGUGUGUUUGGCAAGACUUAGUAUGGGUACCACCUGUACCGCUUAUGCCUUGGCGGGUGGCGUUUGGUUGUUCCGCGGAAAUGGCUACAUGCACAUCUGUGGCUAGCUAUGGACUGGAGUGCCGGCACCGGCAGCAUGCAGAGUCUGCGGUAGCACUGUGCAGCAGGUCGGACGUUGUGGUUGUCGUGUUUGGCAAGACUUUAGUAUGGGCACACCUCUGCGAUGCCGCUUAUGCCUUGGCGGGUGGCAUUUGGUUGUUCCGCGGAAGUGGCUACAUACGCAUCUGUAUUCAAUGUUACGGUAGGGCACGUUCGGUGAGCGAGGAGGUCGAUGGGUGACAGGGCAUGUGGAGCGGGCAGACUUCCUUUCCAGGGUGUGCGAUGGCGGACUAAAAGCCUAAGGAGAGGCUGGUGUGUGAUGGGACAGUGUCAAGGCAGGUUGGUAAAGUCCCGUAGGGUGCAGCUGAUUCCCAGAACCCAGCAGAUGACAAACAAUUUGCAACUAACGGAGAACAAG
This is a messenger RNA of Chlamydomonas reinhardtii, 4569 nucleotides long. RefSeq lists its product as uncharacterized. The record is from RefSeq and is a predicted model, not a curated record. Gene Ontology annotation, molecular function: microtubule binding; GTP binding; GTPase activity. NCBI's taxonomy places the organism in Eukaryota, Viridiplantae, Chlorophyta, Chlorophyceae, Chlamydomonadales, Chlamydomonadaceae. The transcript is spliced from 17 exons. Bases 332 to 3058 code for a protein of 908 amino acids. Gene Ontology annotation, cellular component: membrane; cytoplasm; microtubule.